Molecule: messenger RNA, 2378 nt
Organism: Spirometra erinaceieuropaei
Lineage: Eukaryota; Metazoa; Platyhelminthes; Cestoda; Diphyllobothriidea; Diphyllobothriidae
Source: the annotation of a GenBank genome assembly
AUGCUGAUGGACAUUUCAGACGCCACAGCGGCAAACCUUAAGACCCUGGAUGAGGAGGAGGAGGAGGAGGAGGAGGAGGAGGAUGGUAGUGGUGCUUCGGGACGGCAGUCAACGUUAUUUGACGGCGUGCGAGGCAAAGGAGAGGUGGGCGAUAAUACGAAUGUUAGUAUGUCGGGAUGAUGUCGCCGACAAUACAAAGGUUUCCAAAUCAAAAGUUUGGUAAGACGGGUUGAGUUGGACAAGCUUUACUGCUGAGGAUGUGCAUACACAAAGCUCUGUAAGCAGUCGCCGCGAGCGCGCUCGCCAGGCAAAUUAUGCUAUCUGUGUCCGCCUUCGAGGUGCUCAGAACCAGUGCAUCUGCGCGCCCUUCGAUGUCUCGGCUUCCGCCAGACAAUCGGAGGAGGAAAGACGUUGAGUGGCUUCGAGCACCCGCGAGGCUAGUGACAAGCCUCGCGCGUCCCAGCAGCAGAUCGACAGGGAGUGAGGCGGACAGGAGGACAGCGGGACAAAGGCGGAGAGCAAGGAGCCGCGAACUGCCACAGGUGCGGCCUCGGUGUUAAAGUUGAUCUGUAAGUGCCAAGCAAGUCCAAAUGGCGCCCGGAUUGUCCGUUGACAUCUUGGACACGUUGGAGGCGGUUGGGCGUUGGCGUUAUGAGGUGGCGGCGACGACUAUUGGAAAACUUCUAUUAUUAUUCCAGUAUUUAAAUCUGGCUGUCAUUCUGACGUUCAGAACUAUCAAGGUGUCCAUAAAACGCCUUCUCUCGCUAAGACCUUUGAAAAAAUUAUCGCCUUCAAAAUUACCGACUUUUGCAUAGCCAAUCAAGUUAUUAGCCCUUCCCAGCAUUGUUUUUUACCAGAUCGCUCUUGUGAAACAUGUAACCAGUCGUUUCUCAAUCUACUUACUUCUCUCCGUAAUGACCAUCUUUCUGUUGUCGUUAUUUAUUUUGAUCUUAGUAAAGCCUUUGAUAAAGUGCCACAUAGAAGACUCUUGGUUAAAUUGGAAGCUCUGGGAAUUCGCAGUCCGCUUAUAGACUUUAUUAAGCCAUACCUGUCUUAUCGUUAAGAAAAGGUUCUAGCGGGAUCUUCACUUUCCAGUGAAAGCCUUAUUAUAAGCGGUGUCCUACAAGGCACCGUUUUAGGUCCUCUUUUGUUCCUGCUUUACAUAAAUGAUAUCUCGGCAGCAGUUAAAUAUUCUCAAGCAUUUAUUUAUGCCGAUGAUCUGAAAUAUGUAUAUUCUUUCAAUAAAUCUACGAGCCAUCAUUGUCUGCAGCAAAUCCAUGCCGACUUUCUUGCUCUCUCAGCUUGGAGCUCAAAAUGGCUAAUGGAAUUCUCUCCGUCUAAAUGUCGCUAUAUGUGUUUUGGACCUGGCAGACUACCCCAACCAGUGGUCUUUCAAGGCACACCUAUGGCUGAAUGUACCACCAUCAAGGAUUAAGGUUUAAGCUACACUAAUACUCUUGAUCUCUCGCCACACUCUGACAGAAUUACAGCUAAAGCUGCCCAGAUUUGUGUCUUUAUUUCUUACAAUUUCUGUCUUCCCAAAAUUAAAUUAAAACUUUAUCAGAUGUCUGUAUUUCCCAUUCUCGAUUAUUGUUGCCCAUUCUUUGGUUUGAUGAAUGCAGCUAGUCGUUUAAAAGUUGAAAACGUCCAAAGACGUUUUUAUAAAAAACUUUUAAAUAAGGAACAUCCCAAUAUCUCCUACUCAGAUAGGUGCCAGCUAAUUAACCUAAACUUUUUAUGGGUUCGAAGACUAGAAGCAGGCUUCUGUCUCCGCUUUCGCAUUAAUAAUAGUUCAAAUCUUCCUCGGAUUUCAGCAUUUACCCCUGGUAGUCGCCCAUACAAUCUUCGUAACUCUUCCUUGAUUAUACCUCCUCCAGCUUCCUCCACCUCUAAGCGCUCUCUUUUUUCACUUUCAGAUAUACUUUCCUCUGGAAUAACCUUCCAAUAAAUAUAAGAUCCUCAGAAAAUCUACACACCUUUAGGAGAAGGCUACGCCUUUAUCUGAAUACUGACUCGAUUAAACUUUUAUUUUCCUCCUCCUUCCCAGACAACUUUUUCUAUGACACUUAGAAAGGGCCACCGGGAAUUUAGUAUGCCGCCAUUAAAUUUCCGUAUCCGUUCACAUUCCCUUCAUUUAUGAGUAGUCUCGCUUCCUAAGAUCCCUCACCAGAAAUGUUAAUUUUCCAAUUUUUCAGUUCAUGCAUCUUGCCCUCAGAAUCCGCCCCAUUGAUGCUCUUGGAGAGGCCUUGUGUAUUCGCUAUAUACUAGUAGUCUGGUCGCAUCUCCCUCGUCCCCUCCUCGGAUGGAUUCGGCUGAAUGUAACCGAUCGCAUCUUGGUUCCUAUCGCCUCGAGACUGGUUUUCAAGUCGCCACAUUGA